AUGUCUGACUUUGGCGACGAUGUCGAUGGGGGAAUGGACGAGCCUAUGUACGAGGAGGAGGAGGGCGGCGAGUACUGGGAGGAAGAGGUAGCAGACGAGGGCGAGGCCGACAAGACCAACAAUAUCGAUGAACAAGAUAAUGUCGUCGUCACGGGCGAUGUGGCGGCGGCGGCUCAAGGCAAGAAUGGACCCAAGUCCAUGAAGGAGCGAAGGAUUCCCAAUGAGGAACGUACUACAACACCAUACAUGACCAAGUAUGAGAGGGCUAGGAUUCUAGGCACAAGGGCGCUUCAGAUUAGCAUGAAUGCGCCCGUGCUAGUUGAUCUCGAAGGCGAGACCGACCCGCUGCAAAUUGCCAUCAAGGAACUCAAGGAGAAGAAGAUUCCGCUCAUCGUGAGGAGGUACCUUCCCGAUGGAUACUACGAAGAUUGGACCUGCGAGGAACUUCUCCAGUAG
Messenger RNA from Scedosporium apiospermum, 456 nucleotides. RefSeq names its product DNA-directed RNA polymerase. The transcript has 4 exons. Bases 1 to 456 code for a protein of 151 amino acids. Gene Ontology annotation, biological process: DNA-templated transcription. Gene Ontology annotation, molecular function: DNA binding; DNA-directed RNA polymerase activity. Gene Ontology annotation, cellular component: RNA polymerase II, core complex; RNA polymerase I complex; RNA polymerase III complex. The record is from RefSeq and is a predicted model, not a curated record. NCBI's taxonomy places the organism in Eukaryota, Fungi, Ascomycota, Sordariomycetes, Microascales, Microascaceae.